AGGGAUUUAAACCAAGAGUUUGAGGUAAAUGUUACUUAUUCGGAAAAUGCAAAAAGUUAAUGUUACUUUUUUGAAUAUGAUCAGAUUUUGCUGGCUAUUUUGCCGUUCUUGAAUUUCUCUUGCUUGGUUUGUGAGUAAACUUCGUUCCUUUUCUUUCGCCUCGCAUAAUUCAGUUUAACUCGGUAUACCUACAAAAAACAAAAAACUAAAAACAAAAAAGAUCCAAACGCUAGUUAUGAUAAAUAUUUGCAGAAUUUUACGUCUUAAAAUAUUUCUUGGGCAAUUUUUUUUUCUUGUUCGGAAAUAUUAGGUUAAAAAAAUGGCCUUCUCUUUUCGAAUAAGCAGUGGUUGUUAACAUUACAUCGAACAAAAAAUUCAGCUUAAGUAAGUGAAAAACGAUUAUGUUUCGAAUUCCUUUAAGACUUCUCUUACCUUCGACGCAUUAUCCAUUGCUAGGAAGUCAAUGUUGUUCAAUAGUUCGAGAUAGAAGCAAAUCAGAUUGUUUUAAACCCUAAGAUCACUGAGUGAGUAUACACUAACGACAUUUAGUUUGAGAUGUUUUUUUUUUUCAAUAUUCCGCAUGUACUUGGUGAAUGCAAUAAAAGGUGGAUUGCAUGAUAAGAACCGUGAAGAGGCAAACAAAACAAAACUUUUCCAUCGAUAGGUUUCAUGCAAUAUUUUCGUAACAAAAUGUUUUUUUAUGAGAGCAUUUUGGAGGAAUAUUUGUUUGAUGUUUUCAAUUUUUAUACGAUGAAACCAAUUGUAGAUAUUUUGGAGAGUCGCAAUAAUGGGGUAGGACUAUUUACUCUGGUAGUGAGAGAGAAAUUUAUUCUCAAAUUGUUUUUCGAAUUUUCUGCUAUCUUUCUUCAUCCGACUUCCAUCAACGAUAUUGGAUUGGUUAAUUAUUUUGGGCAAUAACAAGAUAUUGGGAUAAAACCACGAACGGUUUGAAACCUCAGAAAUUGAAAACGGUCUCAACAGCUGUAUUUGUUUAAGAUGAAAAUUGUCUUGACUACUGUGAUAAUGACAUAGCGGUUUUAGUUUUCUGCUUUGACAUUUUUUCCAAAGUAGUCACAGAAGCUUUAUCUCUUCUAGCCAAAUAGUUACCGUCGAAGCUUGAAGAAAUUCUUUAACAAUGUUAUCGAGAUAUUUCAGGUUCUUGUUUUGGAGGUUAGAAAUACAGGAACAGCUGUUAUGUAGCAUGGUAAUUGGGUAUCAUCUACAGUAAAUAAAGAACGUUGAAAAUGCAAUUUUAUUCCAUUUGAAAACGUGUGUGAAAAUUCACAGGGAACGGCUUUUUUCUGCUUACAAGAAAGAAGUUUGGUGAGCACACGUUGAGAUGACAAAGAGGCCCACAGUGUUGAAAAUAUACAUUCUUCCUUUAUUUUUUCGCCUUUGAACUUAUUUAAAAUGAAUUGCCUUAAAUUAUACCCCAUAUUGUAUUUCAAAUCAAUUUUUGUGCUCUCUUUCGCUUUUCAUACACGGUAGAUAAACACCCGAGAAACAAAGGAAUAAGUAUAUUUCCCACUCAAAAGAUUUACUGUUUUAAUAAACUCAAAAUUCAUUGUUUAUAAUUUUUUUCACAGUAAUAUCGAAAUCGUAAUGGAAUAUUUGUCUUAUUGACAAAACUAAAUCAACAAAACUCAGAAGAGUUAUGUGGACUUUAGUCUCAGCACAAUGAACAACUUGCAAAACGAAUAUGUACACUGUCGUCAAAAAACAGUUCGCUGGAUGCUCUAAGCACUUGGAUGAAAUAAACCAUCGAAGGUUACUGUCUGAGGAUUUUUUUUUUUUUUACGUCAUCGCAAAAAUAAAACGCCGACGCAUUGUUUUUAGAACCGCCGUGUUUGGCGCGCAGAACUAGAAACAAACACAGACCUGUAAAAAAGCCGACAUUUUCGCAGGCUCCCUAACGCGAAGGAUUGUCUAGACAAACAGGAAUGCUUUCACGGAAGCUCGAAAGUGGUAGUAAUAUAAAUAUUCAUUGAUUGAAAUUGCCUUCUCAUUUGUAGGUGACCAAACUUUUGCCAUGCUUCGGGUGACUACUUGCAUUUUUGUUGCUUUCAUCAGCUGCUACGUAAAGGGCCAGGAAGGUAUGUUGACAACAUUCUCAGGCUUUUUCCACACCAGUCCCUUUGUAGGGGCUCUGUCACGGCUCUCUGGUUCGUUUUAUUAUUAUGAUUGCGCGUCCCCUCUCGCUCUGAAACUUAACGUUAGCGAAUAAGUUGUAGUUAUAAAUGUCGACAGCUUCCUGUCAAUUAUACAAUUUUCAUACCAGUUAAGUAUUUUAUGUCCGAUUGACCGAAAUAAGAAAAAAUUAUCGUUGCCCUGAGAAUAUGAUGUGCAUGAACUUGAUAUAGGAACAUGUAUCAAAUGUUACACCAAACAAAUUCUUCAGUGUGUAUGUUUUAGUUUUCAGUUUUAGUUUUUUUUUUUAUCUCGGGUAAUUUUUGUUUUUCUUUUGUCUUUGGGUAUGGUAAUGUAUGCAAAUGAAGUUGAAACAAAAGAAAAAGAAAAAAUUAACUACAACUUAUAUAAGGAGUGUAACUGUUCAAUUUAGUCAAACAGGUUAUUAUGUACAAGGAUCGUAUUUGCAGGUUUGUACCUUUUCCUAGCUCAAGAACUCUCACUAUCAAAACGAGGCUAAGUGCCAAACAUUUCCUGUAAAAAUGAGAUUUGCAUAAGACUAAAACACCAUUUUCAUAUCAACAGUUUCUGCUACGCACUUAGCCUCGCUUUGAAAGAGAGGCUUGGGGCAUCCCGGAAAUAGCCUAUUGUGUGUGUUUGUUGUGCUCUAGGUUACUCCCUGGAGUUCCCUAAGCAAGGCGUUACCGAUUAUGUGAAUAUCUGGGGCAUGCGCAGUUUAACACAAUUUACGAUCUGCUUGUGGAUGAAGACAGCAACAGGAAACUCAGCACCAUUCAGCUAUGCGCCAACGAAAUCUCUAAACAAUGAGUUGAUUGUUUUCGCUCCAGAUGAUGUUCACCUGUAUAUUGGUAAUGACAGAAGGUAAGUAGGCAAUACUGUAUUUACUCGAAAGAGCACCACAUUUUUCCUCUAGCAAUGCAGCGUUUAUUGCCUGGUGGGGUAAAGGCCCAUCGCAUAUAUGGUCCAUAGCUAUUUAUACAACUUGGUAGUUUGAGGCACUAAGAGAGGGACACAAUGCAUUUCCAUUGCAGACACGCCCGAAUUUUACUUCUAAUUGUUUUAAACUGAAAAAAAAAAGGACAAUUAACGUCAGAAGGAAUUUUUGGCGCCGUUAAAUUAACUCGCUGGUAGGGUUAUGGGUCUUAAACACUUGGCUACGUCGGAAGGGGAGAGCAGUGCCAAUUCUUGCGUAAGGUUCAAAUUCUGCCGACCAAUCCCUUUCCCUUUCUCAAUAUAAGGAUGUAGCCUUAUUCCGUCAGAAGGUGAGAGCAAUGCCAAUUCUUGCAUAACUUUUAAAUUCUACCGACCAAUCCUUUUCGCCCUUAGUUACUGUAAAUUGUCUAUUUAUCUAUUCUAUUUAUAUAGUUGCUUUUCUGGACACCUGGACACAGGCCAACCCAAAGGGAAUGUGCACGAAAGGGACUUAGGUCCCAUGCGAGGUGCCAUCCCUACCCAAUCCCACAACCCGUUAAGGUUGGCCACCCCACCGGAUUCUCCUCGCCUACUCUUUUCGAAUAGUGAUGCGGGCUCAUUUACGUCCCACAAGAACAAAUGAGCGAAAGUGCUCUGAGACGGAACCUACGUUUUUUCGUCCUUUUCCGAGAAGACUAGAAAUUAGUCUAGCCAUUUGCAGAUGUCAUUACGGAGGCAGCACUUUCUUCUCAGUUAUUUAAAGAGCCUCGGUGUUGGUCUUGCUGGGGUUUGAACCCGCGACCUGUCGCUCGAUAGAUCGGCGCUCUUCCAACUGAGCUAACCAGGCGGCCGUAUUAUUAUUAUUAUUAUUAUUAUUACUAUUAUUAUCAUUAUCUAUUUAUUUACUUUAUUUUUUUUAAAUUCUUAUUCCAUAUUUCCGCAUAUUUGUAUAUUUGUAUUUUAUUUCUGAUUUUUUUACUGUUUGCCAUUUAGUUGUAAACUUUAUCUUGGGGUGCAAUGUCACUGAUCGUAAGAAUGUCACCUGAUCUUUGUCCCAGGUCAGUGGGCAUAGCUGCAGACGAUAACAAAUGGCAUCAGAUAUGUGUGACUUGGGAAAACAGUAAGGGCGAAUGGAAAAGCUACAAAGAUGGAGUGUUUGUGAAAUCAGGUGUAGACUUCAAGAAAGGUUACACCAUACAUGCUGAGGGUUCUCUGGUGCUUGGGCAAGAGCAGGACGAUGUCGGCGGAGGUUUCGACUCAAAACAGUCGUUUGUUGGGAGACUGGCAAAUGUUAAUGUGUGGUCGUAUGUGUUACCAGGUUCUACUAUCAAUGAAUUGUCAAAAUGCUGCAUGAUAGGGGAAGGGAAUGUUUACAAGUGGUAUGAUUUCUUGUAUGGAAUAAAAGGCAACGUACGUUUAAGGAUUCCAGCAGGAUGUCCUUGUACCUUCUAAGCUCACAAAAAGUGUUCGCAGCGAUAAAGAAAUAAUGAACGAAAUACUGUAGCAGUAGUGGUAACUUUCUAUUCAUAGUUUUAGUUGCUGGUGUGCUUAAGAAUUAGGGC
Molecule: messenger RNA, 4622 nt
Organism: Porites lobata
Lineage: Eukaryota; Metazoa; Cnidaria; Anthozoa; Scleractinia; Poritidae
Source: the annotation of a GenBank genome assembly